This is a messenger RNA of Dioscorea cayenensis subsp. rotundata (Guinea yam), 1035 nucleotides long. RefSeq names its product cysteine-rich repeat secretory protein 38-like. Bases 1 to 1035 code for a protein of 344 amino acids. The record is from RefSeq and is a predicted model, not a curated record. Lineage: Eukaryota; Viridiplantae; Streptophyta; Magnoliopsida; Dioscoreales; Dioscoreaceae. The transcript has 3 exons.
AUGGGUGAAUAUCAUCCUUAUCCCAAUGAAAAAUGCAGUGUCAGAGCUUGCGACUUCCGUCCAAUUAGCCUUAUCAACUACACUCUCAAAAUCAUCUCCAAACUCCUUUCUAACCACCUAAGUAAUGUGAUUAACUACUUGUGGAUUGGGAGUUCUUUAUUGAUGUCCUUAAAGCGAGAGGGUUUGGAGGACGAUGGACAUUGUGGGUUCUUAGCAUUCUCCAAAACUAACAUCCUCGUUAAUGGACUCUCAGCUGGUUAUGUUCAUCUCCUUUCAGCUCAUCACCUCCAAUUUCUACACAUCAUGCAUCAUCAUAAUCCCAGACUCUUCCUCUCAUUAGCUCUUCUUCUUCUUCUUCUACCUUGUGUCAUCAGCAUUGAUCCUCUCUUUAGUAUAUGCUCAAGCUCUGAUGACUAUUCUGUUUCCCAGACCUUCAAACACAACUUAAACAAGUUGAUGUAUACUCUUGCUAACCGAGCUCCGGCAAUUGGUUUCGGUCUUGAAUCAGUUGGCCAGGGCCAUAAUCAAGUUAAUGGUCUUGUUCUUUGCCGUGGUGAUCUCAAGAAUGCAGCCAGCUCGACAUGCAUCCGUGCUGCAGAAGCCCAUGUCCGCAAACUGUGCCCUUUCAAAAAGGAAGCCACCAUAUGGUUUGAUGCCUGCCUCUUUCGCUACUCGAAUAAUAAAUUCUUUGGUGAAUUAGACAAUAGCAACGAGUUCUGCAUGACCAACACUCUCAAUGUAUCCGUUAACUCUGUGGCAUUUAAUAUGAAAGUUACUGAGUUGAUGCAUAGAUUAGCACUGGCAGCUCAUCUUUCACCAUUACUGUAUGCCACCGGAGAGAUGGAGAUUGGAGAAUCAGAGAAGCUUCAUGGUUUGGUUCAGUGUACAAGAGACCUCUCUGGAGGAGAUUGCAAGAAGUGCCUUGAGAAUGCUAUUGGUGAGCUUCCUAGUUGUUCUUAUGGGAAGCAGGACGGAAGACUUAUGGGUGUGAGUUGUAACAUUAGAUAUGAAUUGUACCCUUUCUUUGAUGCUUAG